This is a messenger RNA of Aaosphaeria arxii CBS 175.79, 750 nucleotides long. RefSeq names its product S-phase kinase-associated protein-like protein 1. Gene Ontology annotation, biological process: SCF-dependent proteasomal ubiquitin-dependent protein catabolic process; mitotic cell cycle. Gene Ontology annotation, molecular function: cullin family protein binding. Gene Ontology annotation, cellular component: nucleus; cytoplasm. The transcript is spliced from 4 exons. Lineage: Eukaryota; Fungi; Ascomycota; Dothideomycetes; Pleosporales. The record is from RefSeq and is a predicted model, not a curated record. The coding region runs from base 103 to 618 and encodes 171 amino acids.
CCUUUCUUUUUCUCAACGCACGUACCUUUCCAGCCAGAAAAACAAAACAAGACCUGGUAGACUGUAGUACAAUACCAUACCAAGUAAAUACCGUCAGACAAAAUGGCUUCCUCUUCCACAACAACCGAGAAGGACACCAGGAUCAUCCUCACCACCAGCGACAACGCCGACCUUAAGGUGGAUCGCGACGUCGCUGAGCGUUCCAUCCUCAUCAAGAACUUGCUCGAGGAUCUGGGCGGCGAUAACAACGAGCCCAUUCCCAUUCCCAACGUCAAUGAAGCCGUCAUGAAGAAGGUCCUCGAAUGGUGCGAGCACCACCGCAAGGACCCCCCCGCUUCCCAGGACGACGAUGCCGACUCCCGUAAGAAGUCAACCGAUAUCGAGGAGUGGGAUCAGAAGUUCAUGCAGGUCGACCAGGAGAUGCUCUUUGAGAUCAUUCUCGCUGCCAACUACCUCGACAUCAAGGCUCUGCUCGAUGUCGGCUGCAAAACCGUCGCCAACAUGAUCAAGGGCAAGUCCCCCGACGAGAUCCGCAAGACCUUCAACAUCCAGAACGACUUCACCCCCGAGGAGGAGGACCAGAUCCGACGCGAGAACGAGUGGGCUGAGGACCGCUAAAGGCGAGCAAGCUCGCUUGAAGCUUCCUGCUGAGUGUUCCUUCUCUCGGCAUCCGUGUACACGAACCAAAAAACGACCUCAUGACGCCCCCACCCGCACAUCAUCCCAUCGAUUACCACUUUCUAUGCGCAU